GGGCUCGCUUAGGCGGCUGCGGGGCUCCGUGAUGGGGCAGCUAUUCGCGAAGCUGCUGAGCGUUUUCGGAAGCCGCGAGCAUAAAGUAAUAAUUAUUGGCAUGGACAAUGCUGGGAAGACCACCAUCCUCUACCAGUUCCUAAUGAACGAGGUCGUGCACACAUCUCCUACGAUCGGCAGCAACGUGGAGGAAAUCGUCCUGCGCAAGACACACUUCCUGAUGUGGGACAUUGGUGGGCAGGAAACCUUGAGGUCUACUUGGCACACCUACUAUUCCAACACAGAGUUUGUCAUUCUGGUGAUCGAUAGCACAGACCGCGAGAGGCUGACAUUGAGUAAAGAGGAGCUGUACAAGAUGCUUGCUCAUGAGGACCUGCGUAAUGCAGCUGUGUUGAUUUUUGCCAACAAGCAGGAUGUCAAAAAUUCCAUGUCUACCUCUGAGAUCUCAAACUUCCUUACCUUGAGCUCUAUCAAAGACCACCCGUGGCAUAUUCAGGGAUGUUGUGCGCUCACAGGAGAGGGCCUCCCAGCUGGUUUAGAAUGGAUGAUUUCUAGAGUUGGAGCCAAGUGACAACAGCCAAAGCUGCUUUUGGGAAAGAAAAAACAAACUUGCCGUGUAUUUAUUUCCAUUUGUGUGUUUUUUUUACAAACACUCAGGACUUACUGGAGCUUGAUUGGCGCUCCCCCCCUUUUUAUUCCCAAAGCCACCAGAACUUGAUUUUAUACAUUUCUUAGAACAUGGACCAUUAUAGAAAGUGAUUAUUAAUUGUGCCUGCGGAUGUGGGGGAUGGGAGCUUCUUCUUGGACCAACUUUGCCUUACGAAAAGGGAACAUUCUUCACGGCACGGCGGAAGGGAGAAAACUUAAAGGCUUUGCUCAAGCACACCUUGUCAAAAUGUUAGCCUUCUCUCUUUUUUUGGGGGGGGGGAGGUUAUGAAAGAGCUAAGCAUCAAAAAAGCAAGGAGUGCCUUCAGCCUUCCUGAAAAAGAAACGUGCUUUGCUUUAUCAUUGUGGGAUUUACACAAACUUUAUGCUUUGACCUUUUUUGCUCUGGGCUCCGACAUACCUGGGCUGUGCUUCCCACACUGAGAAGAUGCGGAAGAGACUUCUGGAGCUGAUUCUUUGUGUUCCCAAAGGGUUGUUCCCAUUUCACUGUGGAUAAAUAGAUGACAGAACGAUCUGGGCACUGAAUUGCUCUUUGGUGCUUCUCAUCCAAUCCGUUUUUGCUAGAGUCCUGACCUCCUUCCUUUUGCAUGCGAGCCUGGCUUGCCGAGAUCGAGAAAGAGCUGUCUCAGCAGCUUCUUCUGUGAGGGGAUUUCUCUUGGCAUGCCAAGGCAAGUCUGGGACAUGAAAUCUGGAGGAAGCUGUGGUGUAUACAUACAGAAAGCAGUUCCCGUAAGAGUGGCAGAAUUUUCGUGUGGGGGGGAAAGGUCAGCCACUACCUUCAUAAGCUAAGCAAGCAAGAAAAACUUGCUAAGUUGGCAAGACAAGCAGCUUAUUUUUAAACCUCUGUGCAAACACCAGGAUAAUUUGGAGGAAUGGGGAACAAUAGUUGACAUGUGACCCGGCCCCCUCACUGCCUGGUCCUGAGAGUCUACAAAACCCCCACUGCAAGCCACAGAGGUUAGGGCCAGACUAGACAUGACUGGUUGUAACCAAUGUUACUCCUACUCAGAGGAGACCCAUUGAAACGAAUGCACACAAUUUGCUUAGGUUCGUCAUUUCAACAGGACUGCUCUGUAGAAUUUGGUUGGCCACAACUCGCUGGCAACUGUAUGCCUUGUAAACAAUGGCUUUCAUUUGCAAUUAAUAUGCAGUUUUUGUGAAUGUGCUUUACACGUGUAGCAGAAUGAGGCAGCACAGCAAACGGGACCAUUUUGGACUGUAGAUGAGAGGCUAUUCAAAAGUGGCAUCCCUCGUGUUUUUAAAAAAAUCAUUUUCCCUGCCCCCAAAGAAAGCUAGCAUAUGAGAGAGAAUAUUCUGUGGCACAGCCCUUUUGCCUGCUAAGCCAGUUUUCCAUUUGUGUAGAAGUUUUACAUCUACGUAUAAUGCAUUCAGAAGUGUGAUUUCAGGAUGCAGUCUCGAAUGGUGCAGUCCAUCCUGGCAACUCAACUGUGUGACCACCACAUGUUGCUGCAUGUGUAGGCCAAGACAUAGGAACUAACAUGUAGUGCCUCGGUUUCUCCAGCGUGGUAAAUGGCAUCCCGCUUUGGAGGCUGUACAAUAUGCUUGAUAAAGGUACAGGAAUGAUGUAGUCUGUAACUGGAAAGUUCUGCUGUGUUUUAACAGAGAAAGAUUUCCCUCUCACAUCUUAAGUGUUCUCCAAUUGUGGGUUUUGUUUUUAAUAUUUCCAGACAUGAUCUGUUUGGAGGUGUUUGUUUUUUAUAUAUAAUUAAAAUGUUUCUUUAUUA
This is a messenger RNA of Zootoca vivipara (common lizard), 2411 nucleotides long. RefSeq names its product ARF like GTPase 5C (gene ARL5C). The record is from RefSeq and is a predicted model, not a curated record. Lineage: Eukaryota; Metazoa; Chordata; Lepidosauria; Squamata; Lacertidae. Gene Ontology annotation, molecular function: GTPase activity; GTP binding.